GACUAAGCUGUGGUAGUUGAAGUGACCAUUCACUCCCCGCCGUGGUCUGUCGAAUAAAACCUCGCAAAUACUCCGUUUGGAACUCAGUCGUGGGGCGUACGCAACGCGGUGUUGUCAAAAAAGCGCGCGCACAAUUUGACACUUGUUUUUUUAAUUUCGGCACUCGUAAGGUGUUCGCCGCAUACAGCCAAAAUGAAGUACCUGGUAGCUUUUGCAGUUUUCGCCCUGGCUUUUGCCGCUGAAGAGAAGGCUGAGGAGGAAAGGCCGAAGACUUUCAGGCGGCUGAUCCCGGCUGAUGUGUUGAGAGACUUCCCCGGCAUGUGCUUCGCGUCCACUCGCUGCGCGACCGUUGAACCUGGCAACGCCUGGGACCUGUCGCCCUUCUGCGGGCGCAGCACCUGCGUGGUCAGCGAGGACGAGCCCCCGCGGCUGCUGGAGCUGGUGGAGGACUGCGGCCCGCUGCCGCUGGCCAACGACAAGUGCAAGCUUGACACGGACAAGACCAACAAGACGGCUCCCUUCCCCGGCUGUUGCCCCGUGUUCACUUGCACCGACGGAGCCAAGCUGGAGUACCCAGAACUCCCCACCCCACCCCCAGAGGGAGAGGAGAAGAAGCCAGAAGAAGAAAAACCUAAAGCCUAAGCCAGGCCGUUUAGAAAAAAAUAAAAUUCCGCCCAUAGAUUCCCGCCACUUUGGUUUUUACAAAUGUCAAUUUUACGCGCCUUUUGAAAAUAUCAAAUGAAGUAAAUUAUUUGUUGAACUUCUUCGUGAAUGUAAAUUCGAUUUCAGCUUUAAAUAAUUACAAUGAAGUCGAUGAGUCGAGUUUCUAAUGAAAAACAACAAUGGCGCAGUUCAAAUUCAAAAACAACUUCCCAUUUCCUGUUCUUUAUUCAAAUUUUAAUAUAAUACGAGAUAUCUAUGUCAGUUGUCCGCUUUGUGUAUUGUUUGAAAAAAGAAUGGAGGGAGUACGUUCAAACAAAUUGUGAAAAAAUCUAGGAUAUUACGAAAAUGAUUGUGAUCGCGAGUUUUUUUUAGAAGAUCAGUUUUUUUACUUGAAUACCAGCCUAUUAUUAAUAUUUGUGAUACAUAAAUAAGAAAAUAAAAAGAUAUUCAAUAAAAAAUACAAAAAAUUCUAA
Plutella xylostella (diamondback moth) is the source of this 1136-nucleotide messenger RNA. The record is from RefSeq and is a predicted model, not a curated record. NCBI's taxonomy places the organism in Eukaryota, Metazoa, Arthropoda, Insecta, Lepidoptera, Plutellidae.